Molecule: messenger RNA, 2282 nt
Organism: Stegodyphus dumicola
Lineage: Eukaryota; Metazoa; Arthropoda; Arachnida; Araneae; Eresidae
Product: proteasome assembly chaperone 4
Biological process (GO): proteasome assembly
Source: RefSeq, a predicted model, not a curated record
UAGCAUGAGAUGCCAGAUUAGACAUAUUGUUAUAGGAUUUUAAGUUUUAUUUCAUCCCAAUAUAUUAAAAAUCUGCUUUACUGUGAGAUCGAAAUUAAAAAUUAUCCGAGAGAGGAAUUCAAGAAGAAGAUUCUAAGAAAGAUCAUUAUUUACAUGCAGAGAGGCUAUUAGUAUUUCUCUCGAUCUAAGAAUUUUGGUAUUAUUUACUUCUGUUAAUUCUCAGCCAUCAAAUGGAGCAAAAUAGUGAACCUGGCUUUAUUUCUCACAUAUUUGAAGAUACACUGCUAGAUGUGCCAGUGACUUUUCUCCUUCUGAAGAUGAAAGAAUGCCUUUUUAUUUGGGUUGGUGAUCAAGGAAACUUUGACUCUCUUGCUGUUGCUAUGAAUACACCUUAUAGUAAUAUUCCUAUCUGUUCUUCAGUUAUGGGAUAUUUUGCUGAUGAUGAUAGUUGUUCUUUAGCAUUAAAACUUAGUAAAAGAACAAAUAAGCAAAUUUUUGCUAGUUACAAUCUAGCAACUAAUAAUAAUAAACUUAAUAUCUUAGUGCAUGACAGGAUAAUAAAAGAAUUGACAGAGCAUCCUGAAAAGUUUUGAAAAUAUUUUUAAUAAUGAACAAAUUAAAAUAAUGUGUUUCGUCAACCAUAUGGAUGAAUACUCAUAUACAGGAUAUGAACAACAGCAGUUUGUAUAUAUGUGUAUAAUCACAUACUACUUAAAAAUUAAUUUUAAGAAUUAGAAUCUUGUAAUGUUUUAUUUAUGCUUAUCAUUUCCAUGUGGUAUUAAUAAUACAAUAAAUAUUAAUUUCAGAGUUCAUAGAGAUGAAAGAAAAUGUAAACAGCUAAGCUGAUAUUUUUAGCAGCUCAAGUUAUGUCUAAACCAAAAUGUAUUGAUUUUCACUGCUCAUUGUGAAUCUAAUACUGUACUAUGUAAAUAAUAAUUUUGAUUUAAAUAUGAAAAACAGAAUUUUGUUUAAUAUUUUAUUAUUAUUAAUGUUUUUAUAUUACAUGGUUAUGGUUUUUUAUAAUUCAGACGAAUUCUUGAUGAAUAUGUAGAGAUAUGCUUCAACCAGGAAUCAAAUCUGGAAUGUCUUAGUUAUCUGAGAAGCAUGCUUUCACUUCACUAUCAAAACUAAUGCUUACUCAUUUUUAAUUUCUCUUGAAACAUAUCAAGUUUAUUUUUACCACUUUUCCAUCAUACCCAAUACGCCCUAAAAGAAGAGAGAGGGGUGACUUUUUUUAGGACCAAGGCGUUUGGUUACGAAGUACCUUUGCAAAUUAAUUGCAAUUAUCUCCACAUCAUAAUUAAGAAACACAAAUUAAAUAAGAAUAAGCAUUAUCUAAAGAGUAAAGAAACAGAACUGUUACAAUUUUUAGAGGAAAAGGUCAAUUCAUGAAACAUCAGGCCUUUUAUGUUUUGAGAAACGUAUUUAAUACCAUGAUCUUUUUUGAGCCUUCAUUAAUGUAGCCAUAUAUCAAUGCAUCAGUAAGUUUUAGUAUAAUUUUACAUGGAUAGUUAAACCACUGUAAGCUGGUGCUGGAUUCAUAUAAUACUUUGUAUAUUAUGUCUCACAAGUGUUUCAGUGCUUCUUCAUAUUAUUAGAAAAUUAUGAAGUCCAAAUCAUGGUAGUAAAGUUAGUGGAAUGUCUCUCAAUUUAUUUUGCAAGUCUUUUUAAAUUUUGCAACAUAUAUUUGGUCUACUGGAAACUUCUCUCCGUUCCUAUGACAACAAUUUUCAAUACGUAAGCGCAUGUUUAUUUGGCGCUUGUUUGGCUCUCUAUUUUUAUCGCUUAUUGUAUAUAUACUGACAUAGCAAAUUAACUAAAAAGUGUUGAUUCAAGUUAGUCUUAAGUGUGAAUGGCGAUAGUGUACUAUUGAUAAAGUUCAUUUACGCCACUGUAUUUUAUAUGAAUUUUAACAAGGAAGAAAUGCUAAAGAAGCAGGUAGAAAUUUAUUGAAAGUGUUUGGUGAACAUGCAGUUUCUGAUAGGAUAUGCAGAAGAUUGUUUGAAAAAUUUGAAAGAGGUGAUUUCGACCUUUUUGAUAAGCCACAAUCUUUGAUUGACGAUGAUGUUGUUGAGACCAUACUGAAGUGAGAUCCUUUUCUGACAACAUCGGAGAUGACAGAAAGGCUUAAUUCAGCUCUUUAAACCAUUUUGAACCAUAUUCGGAUAUUUGCAUAAUUUUGAAUAAAUUUAUCGUAUAUAUUUAUACGUCCUAAAAAUCUUUGUAAUUCUUAAACAUUUUUAUGGGUUUCUAAUUUUUUAAUAAACUAAAUAUUUGCAUUA